UUGGCAGAAGUUCGGCGCAAAAUAGAACGUGAGCUUCGGCAGAUUGACCAAGGGAAGCUGAACAAAGCUCCGUUGAGGGGGUCCCUUCUGCGCACCUACGUGGCUCACAUAGUCACCCGCUCUGCCGUAGAAGUGGGCUUCAUGACCGGACAAUAUGUUCUGUAUGGGUUUCGACUAAAUCCGCUGUACAAAUGUGAGCGUGAGCCCUGCCCCAAUUCGGUGGAUUGCUUUGUAUCUCGUCCCACUGAGAAAAGCGUUUUCAUGGUGUUCAUGCAAUGCAUAGCUGCCAUCUCACUGUUUCUCAACAUCCUAGAGAUCCUCCACCUGGGCUACAAAAAGCUUAAAAAGGUUAUUUUGAACUACUACCCGCAGCUGAGGGAUGAUCCUGAUGACAGCUACUAUCUCAACAAGCUGAAGAAAGAUUCUGUGGUCCAUCAGACGUGCAUCGGGACCUCAACUGGCCGCAAGGCCACCAUUGCAUCUGCACCCAGUGGAUACAACCUUCUGCUCGAGAGACCACCUGAUGGAACCGUCUACCCCCCUUUGAUCAACCCAUCCUCUGCUUUCUUGCCCGUUCAGGGUGAUUUGCCUGCUAAAAAUGGUUCUGAUGCACCAAAGUACUCACAACACAGUCCCACAGAGCACAACAGCAAUUCCAAUAACACCAGCAGUGACACGCGCUCGCCACCUUGCAACUCCGUCACGCCGCCAAAGCAAGAAGAGGGGGAAGAUUCUGUCCACCCACCACCUUCGCACAAGAAAGGGCAGGAGUCCAAGACUCCAGACUCAUCGAGCCACCACAGAGAAUCUUCUUACUCAUCAUCUGGCAUUGGAAAGAAGCCAUGGAAGGCCAGCGCAUCACGGAACUGCUCAACGGUUGUAGAAGGCAAUGGCUCAGACUCGGAUUCCCUGGAAGGCGCUAAAGCCCGCUGUCCCUACGCCGCUGUGCGGGCACGUACUUUGUCCAGGUCCGAUUCCAAGCGGAGCAGGCCCACCUCUCCAGAUUCAAUAGAAGAAUCCAGCUCUGAGUCCCGGCAUAGUCCACGAGCAUCACCAAGCCAUCGCGCCUCAUUGGCCAGCAGUUCCAGUAGCAGGCGAGCUGCUCCCACAGACUUAAAGAUAUGAGAAAAACUCACAGAUGGUAACCAUAUAAUUUUUGUAGCCAUAAAUUGAUAGAAAUGGACCAGAGUGACUGUAAGGUUAACAUCUACAGCUUUGAUGUUAGCACGGAAGCAAUCUCAGACUGAAAUUUUAUAUUCAACUUUAUAGAGUGGUAACACUCCUUAUGGAUUGUUUACACUCUCAUUUUAUACAUAUCAAUUCAGCAGUACACACUGACAGUAUACUUAAUUAACAAUAGUAGUAUGACUACAAUACAGGAAAUGGAUUGUGCGUUUGAUUAUGUAUGCCUUGUUCUCAUCUGGACAUUUCUCUUUUUAAGUGCUUCUUGCAACAGAAGUCAAAAUGGUGUAAUGGUUAAAAAAUCCCAAUUUAACAACAUAGAGCUGAAUUUAGAUCAGCAGUAAAAAAAGAUCGGCAAAAAAAGCAAAUAUAUUGUAAAAAACACUGUUAUAUCUGCAUGUCUUAUUACAGCUAAAUAAACUGAUCUGCAAUCAAGCCAGAUUGAAAAUGUAUUUGUAAAGUCAG
Molecule: messenger RNA, 1647 nt
Organism: Pimephales promelas (fathead minnow)
Lineage: Eukaryota; Metazoa; Chordata; Actinopteri; Cypriniformes; Leuciscidae
Source: RefSeq, a predicted model, not a curated record